CUAGAAAUAUUCUCUCAUACCCUGAUCCGUUAUAGCACGAUCAGGCGACGGAGCUCUGGCGAAAGAGAAGGAUUUAACGGAGAUGGUUUUCGAUUAAAGGGCUGUUUUAUCGCCAGUUGAUUCUCAAGUAAUCGCAGUCUCGCUCAAGAGGACUGACAACAUUUCACUACUUUUUUCUACAAUCUUAUCGACAGAGCAAUCUCUAUUGUCUAGAGUCUGGGGUCACUAUGCAUCACCCCCAUAUUUUUAUCUCAAGAUCGAAGGCAUCAUCCAUUAUUUUUACAAACGAAAAACAGUGAAAGGCAGAAUUACUCAGCAUCACAAUUUUGACAGAAACAGAUAUCACUUUGUUAUCGGAGGAUCACAAAGUAGAUGAAGAAAUAUAAUAUAACACGGCGGGAAGAUGCUCAAUGCAAGAAAUUACAUAAAGACACGAGGAUAGAGUAAAGAGUUGGACAGCUUGUAAAGGACAAGGUUCUUCUUUCUGGAGCUGUCUAGUGCAUAACACGGACUAAAGCACGGUGAACCUGUUUGAAACUGAAAAUGAUGCUGAGUCCAGAACAAACUGAUUCAGAUCUGCCGUGGAGCCAGUCAGACGCUGAAACUAUGCUGAACGAUAUAAAGGUUGGCUGCAUCACGGAUGAGGCCAUGGAGGGAGAGGGCAAGACGAAGUCUCUGGCCCCGCAAACCCUCAGCAGGGAGGAAAAGAGGAGGCGUAGACGCGCCACAGCCAAAUACCGUUCAGCCCAUGCCACUCGCGAGAGAAUCCGGGUUGAAGCCUUCAAUGUUGCCUUUGCCGAACUGAGGAAGCUGUUACCUACCCUGCCCCCUGACAAAAAGCUGUCCAAGAUUGAAAUUCUGAGACUAGCUAUUUGUUACAUUUCAUAUCUAAAUCAUGUGUUGGAUGUUUAGCAGAAGGACCAUAUUUAUGAUUAGUAGCCUAACGUACUCCAAGGACACAUGGGGGGCCUAUUUUCGGCAAACAACACAGUAUCCUAAUUUCGCAGUUUGUGGUCUGACAUUUUGUCUUUUUGCGCUACCAACAUAACAAGUGCAAUUGGAAGAGAUAGAAACCACGUAAGAUGGCUACCACCCAAGUGUUCAUUAGACAGGUAUUAAUGAAUUUAAUUAGAUAUUAUGGAUUAGAGCGAAAAUAAUACCCCUUUAACCAAAAUGGUGAUUGCUCAAAGAGUCGUGAAACAUUUAAGACUGUGGUCCCUGCUUUAAGCUAUAGGCUACACAGAAUAAAUGAUGCAAUAAGGUCGAGAGGGACUUAAAACAAAUUGAAUAACUUAUGUUAUUAUAUGGACACACCAGUGUAGAGCAUUUUUUUCUAGCUCGAAAAAAGAGAUAACCCGGCCCGGUUGCAUCACUCUGUAUAACAGUGAGGAAAAAACAACCCCUCUCCUCUAAUAGCUGCUCUGUAGAUGUAGUUGUUGUUCAAUCAGGAGGAAAUGACGUAUAAGUGCCACUUGAAUUAUGACAUCGUGACCAUAACCACUCGUAUUUAAAUAUUUAUUUGUUAUUUAUUAUACUUGUUGAAUAUGUUUUCAUAUGAUUCACGUCAUUUUAAUUAAUUAAUUUAUUUAUUUUGAAAGAUUGUUGUUUAGAAUAAUGUACGUUGGUUGUAGGCUAUAUAGGCUAGGUAAAAGAAAAGUUACCGUGUGUUAGACUUUGUCAUUCAGUAACGAUAAGAAAAAUGUUAAGCAUCAACUUGCACAUUUAGUGUUUAUUUAUUUGAUAUAUCUAUAUAUUUUGUGAUGCAAUUAGAUAAAUCUGCUGUUUUUCCUUAUGAGUUUGUCAUGCAUUAGAACAACGAAUUUAUUACAACGAAAUCUUUUUUGAAUAACUGGUAUGUAAAUCAAUGGUCCACUAAUCUCGAUUGAAUUGUAGGCCUAUGAUUUAUGAGAUAACAGACUGGCAUAUCAUUGUAUGACCAAAAAUUACAUCGCAAGUCACAUUUUCUUUCACGUGUGUUCACGUGCUGAUGUCUGAGAUGUUUAUAUUUACCACCACACAAAAAUUAUACAAUAGGCCUAAGUUAAAUUUCGUUAUAGUAAGUUAUUUUUUAGUGAAAACAUAUCUGCUAUCCAAAGAUCUUUCUUGACUUUUCAGGGUCGUGCCCUUUGCCUUUUAUUGUUUUAUGCACAUAUUUUGUAGUAAAGUCGCUGUGACAGCCGGGUUUUUUUUUUUUUUUUUUUUUUUUUUUUUUAAGGUAGCCUAGUUUUGAUUUUCAUAUUUUGUGGUUUAUUCGUUUAUCUUUUUUAAAUAAAUUAACAAUCAAAACAUGUUGAUUCUUUAAUCACAAAUGACGAAUAGCUAAUAAAACAAAAUAAUGUCUAUUUAUUAAAUUUAAUAAGCUUAAAGAUAAUACGAUUAAAGAUAAAUUUGCCAAGAUAUGUAAAUUCAGUGAAAAACGGAUGAACAGUGGUCAGUCACGUUAGGCAUUGGAGUGUGGGUUUUGCUCUACGUGUGUUUGCUCCUUGUUCUCCCUCUUGGCUGAAAGGCCGUUUCCCCAGAGAGGGGGCAGGUGUUACUCCAGACGAGCCAAGACAACCAAAUUACUGGCCGUCUGGCACCUCCCGUGGGAAACACACGCACACACACACACACACACACACACACACACACACACACACACACACACACACACACACACACACACGCACACGUUUGAUUUUGUGAAUUGUGGGGACAUUCCA
This is a messenger RNA of Megalobrama amblycephala (Wuchang bream), 2702 nucleotides long. Its product is annotated as helix-loop-helix protein 2-like. Bases 544 to 912 code for a protein of 122 amino acids. Gene Ontology annotation, biological process: regulation of transcription by RNA polymerase II. Lineage: Eukaryota; Metazoa; Chordata; Actinopteri; Cypriniformes; Xenocyprididae. The transcript has 2 exons. The record is from RefSeq and is a predicted model, not a curated record. Gene Ontology annotation, molecular function: protein dimerization activity; DNA-binding transcription factor activity, RNA polymerase II-specific; RNA polymerase II cis-regulatory region sequence-specific DNA binding.